This is a messenger RNA of Talaromyces proteolyticus, 4500 nucleotides long. RefSeq names its product ABC-2 type transporter-domain-containing protein. Gene Ontology annotation, molecular function: ATP hydrolysis activity; ATP binding; ABC-type transporter activity. The record is from RefSeq and is a predicted model, not a curated record. The transcript has 13 exons. Lineage: Eukaryota; Fungi; Ascomycota; Eurotiomycetes; Eurotiales; Trichocomaceae. Bases 1 to 4500 code for a protein of 1499 amino acids. Gene Ontology annotation, cellular component: membrane. Gene Ontology annotation, biological process: transmembrane transport.
AUGUCUGCAAAUGAACAUCCUGAAAAAGAGUUGUCAACCCCCCAUGUCGAUUACAGCGACGAAGAGAAGACGGUCAAAGACAACUCAAUAAGCCCGUCGGUAUUAACUGCGGUAUCCGAAGAGAAAUUGGACGGUGAACCCGGCGCCAGUGUUGCAAGGCUUGCAAGACAAUUCACCAAGGAAUCCAUCAACCAGCUAGACCCAAACUCCCCAGAUUUUAGUCCGAUAAAAUGGGUAAAGACUUGUCUUCAGGCGUCGGCUCGUGAUCCAGAGAAGUACCCUUUGCGAUCGUCCGGCAUUGCUCAUCGCAACCUAAACGCUUGGGGGGUUGGGUUGGAUGUGAAUUACCAAGCGGACGUUUUCAGCAUCUUCCUACGUGGUGUUGACCUUGUGAGGAGUUGGAUAGGGAGACGCGAGAGAAGAGUCCAAAUCCUUCGAAAUUUUGAUGGUCUAGUGAAAAGUGGUGAAAUGUUGCUGGUGCUUGGUCGCCCGGGAAGUGGUGUGUCAACCUAUCUCAAGACUAUUGCCGGAGAGACAUACGGCUUUCAUGUGAAUCCAGAGUCGCAAUUCAAUUAUCAGGGUAUCCCGUAUGAUAUUAUGCAUUCGCGUUUCCGUGGUGAAGUCAUCUAUCAAGCAGAGACCGAGAUUCAUUUCCCGCAGUUGACCGUUGGUGAAACACUACUCUUUGCAGCAUUGGCCAGAACACCACAAAACAGGUUUCCGGGUGUCACUCGCAAGCGACAUGCUGAGCAUUUAAAAGAUGUGGUUAUGGCAAUGCUUGGCCUGUCUCACACUAUGAACACCAAAGUGGGUAACGACUUCAUCCGAGGUGUUAGCGGAGGCGAACGAAAGCGUGUGAGCAUUGCCGAAGUCAUGCUAAGUCAAAGUCCGUUGCAAUGCUGGGACAAUAGUACGCGGGGACUGGAUAGUGCUACUGCUCUCGAAUUCGUCAAGACUUUAAAACUAGCCACCAACCUAGGGAAUACAACAGCUGUUGUGGCUAUUUACCAAGCUUCUCAAGCAGCUUAUGAUAUUUUUGACAAGGUCACUGUGCUCUACGAAGGAAGACAAAUUUACUUCGGUCCUGCCAAUUCUGCUAAAAAGUACUUCAUCAACAUGGGCUAUCAUUGCCCAGACCGACAGACGACCGCGGAUUUUCUUACAUCAUUGACAAACCCGGAGGAGCGUAUCGUUCGGCCAGGCUUCGAGAACAAGUUACCAAGAACUGCGCCAGAAUUUGAAGCCGCCUGGUUGAAGAGUCCGGAGAGAGCACAAUUGCUAGCAGAGAUUGCUUCCUUUGAGAAGGAAUUUCCAUUGAAGGGACAACAUUUUGAACAACUAAAGAUGGCUCGAAAAGUUCAACAGGCUCCAUUGUUGAGCGCCAAAUCUCCGUAUACAAUCUCAGUGCCGAUGCAGAUCAGCCUUUGCAUCACACGCGGCUUCCAAAGGCUUCGAGGUGAUUUAACGUUUUUCUUCGCUACGAUUUUUGGGAAUUUGUUUAUCUCGCUCGUUCUCGGAAGCGUUUUUUACAACCUUCCCCCAACGAGCGACAGUGUGAACAACCGAUGCAUCUUAUUGUUCUUUGUUAUCCUUUUCAAUGCCUUGAGCAGCUCUCUUGAAGUUCUUACACUCUAUGUCCAAAGACCAGUUGUGGAAAAGCAUGCCAAAUACGCUCUUUAUCAUCCUUUCUCCGAAGCCGCCGCAUCGAUGAUAUGUGAUCUGCCCUGCAAAAUAAUCUCGACUGUAUGCUUCAAUGUUCCGGUUUAUUUCAUGUCAGAUUUACGGCGUGAAGCAGGGGCAUUUUUCACUUUUCUUCUUCUCAGUUUUACGUGCACCCUGACCAUGUCGUCGAUUUUCCGCACAAUCGGACAAUCAUCGCGAACUAUUGCUCAAGCGCUCACCCCGGCGGCUAUAUUCGUCAUAAUUCUUAUAGUCUAUACUGGAUUUGUCCUUCCAACAUCCGUUAUGCAAGGCUGGUUACGGUGGAUUAAUUACCUCGAUCCAAUCGCUUAUGCGUAUGAAAGCCUGCUCGUGAAUGAGUUUCACAACAGACAAUUUGAUUGCCUUCAGUUUAUCCCAAUGGGCCCUGGUUAUGAGAACUUGACGAAAAACGAGAAAAUCUGCGCAACUCCCGGAGGUCUUCCAGGGCAGAGUUUUGUGAAUGGUGAUUUGUACAUCGACGGUAGUUUCGGAUACAAGCAUUCGCAUUUAUGGAGGAAUUUCGGAAUUCUGGUUGCGUACAUUUUCUUCUUCACAGUUGUAUACUUCCUCGCUGCCGAGUAUAUUCCUUCCAGUCGCUCUAAGGGAGAGAUCCUCGUUUUCCGUCAUGGGAAAAAUGCCGCCCCAAAGGGUAUUGCGCAGCCAGACGAUAUAGAGAACGCAAGUUAUAGUCGUGUAUCUUACGGUGUAAUUCAGCGGCACGAAGACAAGGAGAAUAGUGCCACAAUUCAAAAACAGACUGCCGUAUUCCAUUGGAGAGAUGUGUGCUACGAUGUUCAAAUUAAAGGUGAAACUAGGAGGAUUCUCGAUCACGUCGACGGUUGGGUGAAGCCAGGUACUUUAACAGCGCUGAUGGGUGCAACCGGUGCUGGGAAAACGACCCUUCUAAAUGUUCUCGCAAGCCGUAUCACAGUUGGUGUUGUUACUGGGAACGUAUUCGUAAAUGGCUUGCCGCGAGAUAAAUCGUUCCAACGAAAGACGGGAUACGUGCAACAGCAAGACGUUCAUCUUGAGGUUUCAACUGUUCGGGAGGCGCUUGAAUUCAGUGCUCUCUUACGUCAACCCCCAAAGUACACUAGAGAAGAAAAACUAGCGUAUGUGGAUGAAGUCGUUAAGCUUCUUGAUAUGGAAGCUUAUGUGGAUGCUAUUGUUGGUGUUGUUGGCGAAGGACUCAAUGUGGAACAACGGAAACGUCUCAGCAUUGGUGUUGAGCUCGCUGCCAGACCCGAGUUACUUCUAUUCCUAGACGAGCCAACAUCCGGUCUUGAUAGUCAGACAGCAUGGUCAGUCACCUCGCUAAUUAAAAAGCUUUCUGAUAACGGGCAAGCAAUUCUAUGCACCAUUCAUCAACCAUCUGCCAUGCUAUUUCAACAGUUUGAUCGCCUACUUUUACUCGCGAAAGGGGGUAAAACGGUGUAUUUCGGCGAUAUUGGUGAGAAUUCGAAGGACUUAGUUGGAUAUUUUGAGAAAUACGGCUCGCACCCAUGCGGAAAAGAUGAAAACCCGGCGGAAUGGAUGCUAAGAGUAAUUGGUGCGGCACCUGGCGCUGUAGCUGAGCAAGACUGGGCGAAUACAUGGCGCACUAGCACCGAAUGCGCUGAAAUUCACAGAGAGCUCUCCAUGCUGGAAGAGGAGCGACUGUCGGAGGGGUCACAAGAAGAACCGGCACCAAAUGACGAGACAUCUCAGUCAACAGCGUAUGCAGCAAGCUUGUAUGACCAGCUCGUCUUGUGUACUAAGCGAGUGUUUGAACAAUACUGGAGGACUCCGUCAUAUAUCUAUUCGAAAUUGAUCCUAUGUUUCGGGACCAGCUUGAUCAUUGGUGUCUCGUUUUACAAAGCCGAGAACACAGUGCAGGGCUUGCAAGAUCAGAUGUUCGCCAUCUUCAUGCUGAUUGUGAUAUUCGCCUUUCUCGUCUACCAGAUCAUGCCCAACUUCAUUCUGCAGCGCGACUUGUAUGAAGUUCGUGAGCGUCCCUCCAAGACGUAUGCAUGGUAUGUAUUCAUGCUCUCGAACAUCAUUGUCGAGCUGCCUUGGAACACGCUCGCUGCUCUGUUGAUCUAUUUCCCCUUUUAUUAUCUGGUGGGUUUGUACCGGAAUGCUGAACCAACGGACGCUGUUCAUCAACGCGGCGGCUUGAUGUUUCUUUUGACUUGGUCUUUCAUGAUGAUGGCUGGAACCUUUUCCCAUAUGAUUGUUGCUGGUCUUCCGACGGCGGAGGUAGGGGCGGUUAUUGCCCUGGUUCUUUUUGCCUUCAGCCUGAUAUUUUGUGGUGUCUUAGCAACUCCUGCUGCAUUACCCGGAUUCUGGAUAUUCAUGUACCGCGUGUCUCCAUUUACAUAUCUCAUAAGCGGGCUCCUCUCAACGAGUCUAGCCAACGCUGACGUCCAAUGUGCCUCCUUCGAAAUCCGUACCAUCCUACAACCACCAUCCGGAGAAACCUGUGGACAGUACUUGGCGGAAUACAUGAGCUUCGCAGGCGGUGCCGUCUACAACCCGGAUGCAACCGAAAACUGCCAGUUCUGUAGUCUUGCGAACACAGAUGAAUUCCUCGCCUCGGUUGAUGUGUUUUUUAGCGAUGCGUGGCGAAAUUACGGUUUAAUGUGGGUGUAUAUCAUUUUCAAUGUGAUUGCGGCGGUGGGACUGUAUUGGGUUUUGAGAGUGCCUAAGAAUGGGAACACUAUGCUCUCGGACGUUAAUCACAUUUUGACUGAGUUGUCAAGAUGGUCUCUAGAACUGGGUGGUUGCAAGCCGCCAAGAAUCACCAAUGCUAAUCCGUAG